Durio zibethinus is the source of this 3476-nucleotide messenger RNA. RefSeq lists its product as uncharacterized. NCBI's taxonomy places the organism in Eukaryota, Viridiplantae, Streptophyta, Magnoliopsida, Malvales, Malvaceae. The record is from RefSeq and is a predicted model, not a curated record.
UUGUCAGAUUUUAAAAUGUGAAAAUAGAAAAAGAAAGAAGAUUUGACUUGAUUUUUAUUUUUUUUGGGUUAUCACUGAUACGCUCUCCAGCAGCUAUGUGCACCGACGGACAAAGCAAGCAUUGUCGAGAAGAGUUUUCUCUCUCUUCUUUCUGCUACAAUCCGAAGUCACAGUCCGCGCUGGCAAAGAUUCCUUCUUUUUUCUUUGCUCUAGUGUAAAAUUUUCCUGAGAAACAAUCACUAUUAUCAUGUUUUUUGGUUUCUUCAUCUAAAUCUGGUACUAAACCUUGUUGGGUCUUUUUUUGGGGGGGAAGUUAUGGGAUGUUCUAGUUCAAAGUUAGAUGAUCUCCAGGUGGUUGCGCUUUGUCGGGAAAGAUGUGCUUUUUUAGAUGAAGCGAUUCAGCAACGUUUUGCCUUAGCGGAAGCUCAUGUUGCUUACACUGCUUCUUUGAAGUUAUUUGGUCAGUCUUUGAAUGAUUUCGUCGAGCAUGAUUUUGGAACUUCUUCAGGGGCGUUGCCUCCUUUACCUCCGUCCCCUAAUAAGCUUAAAAGCAAAGCGGUGGAUCCAGUUCAAGUUGGAUCAAGUUCACCCAAAAAAGGUGCUAUUUCUCACCACCAUUCCCAUUCGAAUUCUGGGUCUCAUCUUCACUUCUUUCCUGAUUCAGAUGAAGAUGACUCUGGCGGGUCUUUGCACCAUUCAGAUCAUUCUUCUCCUUUGCACGAUGCUGGUGGGAGUCAUAUAGACUAUAUGCACCAAAACUAUCACGAUUUUGGAGCUUUUGGAACUGGGUCUUUUCCAGAUGGGUUUAUGCAUAUGAAUUAUAUGAAGAAGCAACCAACGCCGUCUAUUGUUUAUGAGCAAAGGCCUAUGAAUCCAGAGACAGUUUACAUGGGUGAAGGUUCAUCUUCAUCUUCUUCUUAUCCUUACUCUUUUGUAAGUAAUAAUAAUCCUAGUUCCAGUUCAUACCCUUAUCCGGGUUACCAAAAUUCUGGUGGUUUUAGUAAUUAUUCUUCUUAUUCGGCGCCUGGUUAUGAGUCUUCACGGCAACCGUCAUCGGUGGCCGCGGGGUCAUCCUCGAAACCGCCGCCUCCACCCUCACCUCCGAGAGCUUCAGCUUGGGAUUUCUUGAACCCUUUCGAGAGUUAUGAAAACUAUUAUCGUCCGUCUACGCCGAGUCGGGAUUCGAGGGAGGUGAGAGAAGAGGAAGGGAUCCCUGAUUUGGAAGAUGAGGAUUAUCGACAUGAAGUAGUUAAAGAAGUGCAAGGGGAUCAGAAAUUUGUUGAUAGCAGGGGUUAUUCGAAGUCCCCAGUUGAACAUGAGUUUGGGAAAGCUGUUAGUAGUGAAGCAGAGGCUUCGCUUUAUCAGACUAGGCCGAGUGUUGGGAUGGAAACUGAUGGGGUGGAAUAUGAUGUUCAUGUGGUGGAUAAGAAAGUUGUGGAUGAUGAGAGAGCUGAGGAGCGCGGUAACGGGUCACGAGGCGCUCCAAGGAAUGUUUUUGAGGUGGUUAGAGAGAUAAAGGUUCAGUUUGUGAGAGCUUCCGAAUCAGGGAGUGAAAUUGCCAAGUUGCUUGAGGUGGGAACACUUCCUUAUCAGCGCAAACAUGUUUCCAAGAUGUUGCAUGUAGUUUCUCCUUCAUUAUCAAUAGUAUCAUCUAAGACUGCUGGGUCUUCAUCUUCGGCUGACAACACUGAUCCAGCUUUUCUAGACUUCAACGAAGAAUUGGCCAGGAAACCAAAAAACCUUUCGUCUACUUUGCAGAAGUUAUAUCUUUGGGAAAAGAAACUCUACAAUGAAGUAAAGGCUGAGGAGAAGAUGCGGUUAGCUUAUGACAGGAAAAGCCGCAAGUUGAAGCGACUAGAUGAAAGGGGUGCUGAAGCUAACAAAAUUGAUUCAACGCGGAAUAUAAUCAGGAACCUAUCCACAAAGAUAAGAAUUGCAAUUCAAGCUGUUGACAAGAUAUCCAUGACAAUUAAUAAGAUCAGGGAUGAGGAGCUAUGGCCACUGCUCAAUGAACUGAUUGAAGGGUUAAACAGAAUGUGGAAAUGUAUGCUUGAAUGCCAUCGUAGUCAGUGCCAGGUGAUUAGAGAAGCCAAAAGUUUAGGUUCUAUUGGAUCUGGCAAAAAGCUCAAUGAUGAUCAUCUUAAGGCUACAUUGCAGCUUGAGCGUGAACUUAUUAGUUGGACGAUAGGGUUCUCUAGUUGGAUAGGUGCCCAGAAGGGUUAUAUCAGGGCUUUGAAUAAUUGGCUUCUUAAAUGUCUUCACUAUGAACCUGAAGUAACAGAUGAUGGAAUAGCUCCGUUCUCGCCUAGUAGGGUAGAUGCACCCCCCAUAUUCGUAAUAUGUAAUCAGUGGUCACAAGCAAUGGAUAGAAUAUCUGAAAGGGAGGUGGUUGAAUCUAUGGGAAUUUUUGUCAAGAAUGUUCUCCAGCUUUGGGAACAAGACAAGUCAAAAAUGCAUCGGAGAAUGAUGGCCAACAAGGAUUUAGAGAGAAAAGCUAGGAGUUUGGAUAGAGAGGAUCAAAAGCUACAGAAAGAGAUCCAAGCAUUGGAUAAGAAAAUUGUUUUGGUCUCUGGAGAUGGAAGUAGUCUCUCAGUAGCUGGACAUGUGUAUCAGAGUGAGACUAGCAACAGUAGUUUGCAGGGGAGCUUGCAACGCAUUUUUGAGGCGAUGGAAAGGUUCACUUCUGAGUCCUCCAAAGUCUACAAGGAGCUUUUGCAACGUGUCAAAGAAGGGAUUACUCCAGAGCACGAGAGAGUUUCAUAGGGCUGUAAAAUGAAAUGAAUUAUGCCUUUGGAUUGAUGAUCUAGUUUACAGUAUGCAGUCUGUUGCCCUUUGAGAAAUGAAGCUUAGUGGUGGGCUAUAGACGGGUCUGGAAACGGACAACUUGGCUGGUUGCUUGUCUAUUAAGGAGGACUUUGCUAUGAAUCGGAUGAUGGGGGAAACAAGAUUGGAGCAAGCCUUAGCAUUGUUAAUGUUGAGGUAAUGAUUAACCAUCUGCCUCUGACAAGAAUAGUGUCAGAUGGCCUACGCAGAAGUUAAGAGAUCAGGAGGAGCAAGUGGCUAGGUGUUGCAAAUUGCAAAGCUUUCCAACUGAUUUUUUGCAUUUGCUCAUUCGGCGGUGAUGAGAAGGGAGAACAAUUCAUGGUGUCCAAAAUCCUACUCGAAGUGCAACUCAUUGUUUUCUAUCAACUAAUUGGCAUAGAGCAGCAUCCAUUGAAAAAAAUCGGCCAUGCUUCUGCAAAAGAAACCAGCGCAUGUGGCCAAACCAUCGGAGUAAGCAGAUUCUCCAUCAGUUUUGCAUGAUUAAGAGUUUUAAAUGUUGGUUUUUUUGAGCAUUAUAGAGUGAUGUUAGUCAUACGAAUACCCACAAUCAAAUGUUGUACUAUACUGCAAUUUUCUCUUCCAUUUGGAAUUAAAUUACAUCAAUUUUUGUAUAGACGACAGUUCAGACAGCCUGCAAAUAGAAAUGAGAAGUU